AGAUCAGCUUGGAGUCGUACCACGAUGAGCUCUCUUCGGUCUGUGAAGCGACGACGAGUAAUGUCAGGCGCAGAUGGCUUUGCAAUGCCAGAAAGCAAACCAAGCAAACUGGCUACACCUCGAUUCGAGUCGGCAUUCGAGACGACGAAAUCUGCGACGUCAAAGAGAAAUAAAACAGCAGCAGUACCACCUCCAAUAACUUCGAAGCCACGUUCGAGAGCCAAUCCAUUCGCGUUUGUUGUCGGACCAUCUCCCGGUACAAAGCUCAAGCCGCUUCAGCCUCCACCCCCCCCAUUCCAAGCUCCACCUACACCUUUGUUGAAACCGGCCCGACCUCCGGUACUCCCAGCCUCUUCCCCUCGUCGUCUCUACCACCUCAAUUCGAUUCUCAGCUCUGACCCUGCCGACCUCGCAUCUGUAUUCCUACAUGACCUCCCAGACAUAUCGGAUGGCGACCCAGAUCUCACCCAGAGUCCUUCGAAACGAGGAAAAUUCCUGUGUGGAGGGUUGGCGUCGCACGCGUCCUUACUGUUUACACGCUCCCAUACCGCGUUGACUCUAUGGAAAUCCGACAACGACAAGCUAGAGCCAGCGAUCAAGCUCGUAGUCGUAUCGUUCUCUCAUGACGGUAUCGUGUUUUGUGAGCAACAGGCACGAUUCCCACUAUCAACACCACCACCCCUUACUCCUGUCCUUCUCUCUGGACUGACAGCACCGCCCAAAAACGGUCAACAGCUCCUCAUUUACAAACCUUACCAGAUACUGCCAGUCCCUCAUCUUCAUCAAAUGCCCCUACUUAUUUCAGCCCGAUAUAGGGUAUCAGCAUAGAUAUACAUGUGUACAACAAAAGAUAGCUAUCAUCAUAAUAGAUACCAUAACAUAAUUAAUCC
This is a messenger RNA of Guyanagaster necrorhizus, 890 nucleotides long. RefSeq lists its product as uncharacterized. The record is from RefSeq and is a predicted model, not a curated record. NCBI's taxonomy places the organism in Eukaryota, Fungi, Basidiomycota, Agaricomycetes, Agaricales, Physalacriaceae. The transcript has 2 exons. The coding region runs from base 25 to 828 and encodes 267 amino acids.